Molecule: messenger RNA, 1402 nt
Organism: Paramisgurnus dabryanus
Lineage: Eukaryota; Metazoa; Chordata; Actinopteri; Cypriniformes; Cobitidae
Source: RefSeq, a predicted model, not a curated record
AUCGUUUCAUGUUUUCAUACUAAACAAGUUACGGUGGCUUGGCACGCACAUUGUUCACCGAUUUCAGUAUUGAGAUCUGUUUUAAACCGUUUUCCAGUUGGUUUCGCGUGUUCGUUCGCGUUUUAAUGUAAACUGAUUUUUAUUUGAAACUGGACUUUAUCACUUUCGGCCCUGUUUAACCUGUUUCCACUUACAAAAUCUCUUUACAUUUUCUUCGCCCACAUAGUGACUCGCUCCGGACUGAGAGGAGGCCAUAAAAACACAUUCUUGCUUCAACAUGUCUGGACCAGGCUAUCCAUCGCCAAACCAACCUCCAUAUCCCAUGCCCCAGCAAGGAGGACAGUACAUGCCCCCUUAUCCCAUGGGAGGCUAUGGAGAUCCUGGGCAGGCUGCCCCACCACCUGGAUUUCAAGUAGGGUAUCAUUCAGUUCCAGAUCAGCCGGUCAUGUAUCAGCCUGGUCCAGCUAGUUCACCAUUGCCUCAUGGACAACCAUAUGGAGCUCCUGCCCCUGCACCUGCACCUGCACCUGUGUCAGUGCCCACUGGAGUGCCACCUGGUCUGGAGUACCUCACUCAGAUUGAUCAGAUCCUUAUUCACCAGAAAGUGGAGUUAUUAGAAGCAUUCAUUGGCUUUGAAACCAAUAACCAGUAUGAGAUCAAGAACAGCCUGGGCCAGAAGAUCUACUCUGCCAAAGAGAAAAAUGACUGCUGCACGCGUAACUGCUGUGGUGCACUGCGCAGCUUUGACAUGAAGAUCAAAGAUAAUAGUGACCGAGAGGUCAUACGGCUCAUCCGACCUUUCCGCUGUGCCACCUGUUGGUGCCCCUGCUGCCUGCAAGAGCUCGAGGUGCAGGCGCCCCCAGGAACGACCAUAGGAUAUGUAAAACAGGACUGGCACCCGUGCUACCCAAAAUUCUCAAUUCAGGGAGCAAACAAGGAGACAUUGAUGAAGCUCGAGGGGCCCUGCUUGGCCUGUAACUGCUGUGGUGACGUGAACUUUGAGCUAAAAGGCAAGGAUGGUGGGAAGUCUAUUGGCCGAAUCAGUAAGCAGUGGAGCGGACUGUUAAAGGAGGUCUUCACUGACACUGACAACUUUGGCAUCAAGUUUCCUUUAGACAUGGAUGUGAAGAUGAAGGCUGUACUUAUGGGUGCCUGUUUCCUUAUUGAUUUCAUGUUCUUUGAAAAAGUUGGAGACUCUAACCAGCGCAAUACUGUGUUUUCUUAAGCAUGUUUCCAAUUAGUAACUUAGGGAGGAACUUAAAGUUUAAGUAACCAAAAACUACAUACAGCUGCCGCUCCAGUCAAAGGAAUGUUCAUGGUCAUUUUGUAUUGCAAAAUUUACAAUGACAGGCAUCGUACCAUAAGUGCCUGUUGACUGGGUGCCUUUUAAAAGAUCAUGGCA